Molecule: messenger RNA, 1699 nt
Organism: Amyelois transitella
Lineage: Eukaryota; Metazoa; Arthropoda; Insecta; Lepidoptera; Pyralidae
Product: CD63 antigen
Exons: 5
Coding region: 170-1042 (290 amino acids)
Cellular component (GO): membrane
Source: RefSeq, a predicted model, not a curated record
UUCGCACAGAGUGACACAACGGCUCGCGAGUCGAUAUUGUUCCGAAAAACCUUGAUAAACUUUAUCAGUAAGAUAAGCCUCGCCGACUAAAUCGUGCGCCGUUUCAGUGAAAAUUCGACCGCUGAGUGACACGUUAGUUUUUCAAAUAUAGAACUUGUAAAUAAAUAAAAUGGCGGAGGCCAAUUUGGAUGUAGGAAUGAGGUGCAUCAAAUAUAUGUUGUUGUGCAUCACGGCCAUAUUUGUGCUCUCAUCAGCGCUCAUCAUAUCAGUGGGGACCACGAUCUACGCGAUAUACCAUGACAUCUCCUUCUUCCUCGACGGCAACUUCUUCUCCCCCGCCAUCUUAAUCAUCGUCAUCGGCGUCAUCAUGCUCUUUGUGUCCCUCUUCGGAUGCAUCGGCGCUCUUAAGGAGAGCACGUGCUUGGUCAAUUGUUUCGCAGUGAUCCUCAGCAUCGUGCUGGCACUGGAGCUGUCCGCCGCUAUAGCCGCGUACAGCCUGCGCGCGCAGGUCGCCGACAUGUUGAACGACAAGCUGCGACUCACUAUGCCGUACUACUAUGAUAACUACGAGGUCCGGGACGCCUUCGACUUCAUUCAGGAUAGAAUGAACUGCUGCGGUGUAGACAGCUAUAUGGACUGGGAGAACGUGCCUCCCCCCCCUGGCAUGGUCAGCGAGAUUGUGGUUGGCAACAUGACAGUCCCCGUGUCAUGUUGUGCAGCCGUCAGUAGGGACGAGCCCUAUAAUGUUGAAGAAUGCACUAAGCUGUACGCCAGCGGAUGUCUGCCAAGAGUGUUCUACCUGAUUUACCAGAGCGCGGGUCUGUUGGGAGCUGGAGCUAUGACCGUCGCUUUUAUUCAGAUAAUCGGCAUCCUAUUCUCCUUCUCUCUGGCCAAAUCGAUCCGCAGAGCGAAGAGUGAGCGCGAGCGCAGACGCUGGGAGAUCCAGGAGCGUGUCAUCAACGCCUACACGUCCCUCAACCCUAACAAUGAGAAGGUGGCACCCGUAGUCUACGUGCCCUUCCAGGGACAAACCAAGGCUUGAUAAAGCGAAGGAUGUUAGCAGCCUGUCCAGAUUGGUUAAAUAACGGUGAUCUAAAAUGGUGGAUAUAAAAUUUUUUAAAAUAAUUUUUAACACUUUUACAAGUGCUAUUUGUUAAUUAUUUUAAUCGUUAAAAAAAUCAAACAUAGGCAGUUGUAUUACUAAGUUAUUUAAAAAAAAGUAUGAAGUAGAUUUAAAAAAAGAACCUAGAAAUAUAACUCCGUUAUUAACGCCUAAGAUUUUGUUAAAGUAAAUAUGUUAUUGGUAUCUGGACAGGCUGUAAUUAAUUAUUGUUUACAAAUGAAAGAAAGUAGAUGUUAUGUAUUUUCGUGACGUGUUCGAGAGCUCAAAAUUAAAAUUUGAUGCGGGAAUUGAUUAUUUUUCAUCAAAUUGUGAGAUGCACAACAAGUAGAUUUUCAAUUAAAUUGAAAACGACCUACCGUUUGUGAUUAUGACUUUAUUCAGUACGGCCAACAGCAGAGCAACAUAACUAUCAAUCAGGUCAAGUUAAAAAAAAUAAAAAACAGAGGUAAGUUUUCUCUGCCGUUGACUGUACAUAACUGUAUUGCAAAAAUGAACCUUAUUUGGAAAAUUUUAAGUAUUAAAACAAUGUACUUACAUUUAUUAUGAUAAAUAAAUUAUGGACUUUAUAACUUCUUA